Molecule: messenger RNA, 978 nt
Organism: Acanthosepion pharaonis
Lineage: Eukaryota; Metazoa; Mollusca; Cephalopoda; Sepiida; Sepiidae
Source: the annotation of a GenBank genome assembly
AUGGUUUUCCGCUCUUACUUCGGCCUUCCCGCCACCAGGAUGAUUGAGGUGGCAUAUUCUGCAGCAAAUGAUGUUCUCACAACGAAACAUAAUUUCUUACAGGUCCGGGACAUUUGUACCGGCUGCCUUCCUCUCUCGCAGCCAUUGAUCCGCGUUUCUCUGUUUUCUUCUUUCUUUCUUUCUUUCUUUCUUUCUUUCUUUCUUUUCCAUUCUUAUCUCGCCUUUCCCAUGUCUUUCUUUCCUUUCUUUUACUUAUUUUCCUCCCUUCUUUUUUUAAUCCCUGUAUUUUCUUCUUCUUCCUCCCCCUCUCUCUCUCUCUCUCUCUCUCUCUCUCUCUCUCUCUCUCUCUCUCUCUCUCUCUCUCUCACACACACACACACACACACACCAUUUUCCUUUCUUUCUCCCAGCUAUUCAUAUCUAUCUAUCUAUCUAUAUAUAUAUAUAUAUAUAUAUAUAUAUACCGCCUGUUCUUAUCUAUCUAUCUAUCUAUCUGUCUUGGUGUUGGUCUGUUCCUAUCUAUCUGUCUACCAAUCUAUCUAUCGUUAUCUAUCUAUGUAUCUACCGUCUAUUCUUAUCUAUCUAACUUACUGUUGGACUGUUCCUAUAUAUCUCUCUGUCUACCUACCUAUCUAUCUAUCUAUCUAUUUCUCUCUCUCUCUCUCUCUCUCUCUCUCUCUAUCUAUCUAUCUAUCUAUCUAUCUAUCUUACUGUUGGUCUGUUCAUAUCUAUCUAUCUAUCUAUCUAUCUAUCUAUCUUACUACCGUCUGUUCCUAUUUAUCUAUCUAUCUAUCUUACUGUUGGUCUGUUCCUAUCUGUUUGUCUACCUAUCUAUGUAUCUAUUUGUUGUUAUCUAUCUACCGCAUGUUCCUAUCUAUCUAUCUAUCUAUCUAUCUAUCUAUCUAUCUAUCUAUCUAUCUAUCUUACUGUUGGUUUAUUUCUAUCUAUCUAUCUAUCUAUCUAUCUAUAUCUAUCUAA